CUGGUGAGACCCAGAGCUGACUUCCUGCUCGGGCUCAGGGCUCAGGCUCAGGGCUCCGGGCGGCCUCUAGGAACCCAGGCUGGGGAGACUGGAAGAAUUGAAUCGGAGGCCAAGCGCAGGCCCAGGCCAGGCUGGGCGGCAAAAUGGCCGGAGAGGGCAGAGAGCUCAGCACCAGGAUGUCCACAGAAACUCAGAACAUGGAAGAAAGGCUUGCCUUUGAGACUGUAUUCAGGCACUUCAAAAGACAUAAAGUGGAGAUUUCAACUGCAAUUAGAAAGACAUUUCCUUUCUUUGAGUGCCUUCGUGACCGCGAACUCAUCACCAAUAAAAUGUAUGAAGACUGUCAAGAUUCUUGUAGAAACCUGGUCCCUGUACCAAAAGUGGUGUACAAUGUUCUCAGUGAGCUGGAGAAGACAUUUAACAGUUCACUUCUGGAAGCAUUGUUCAGCGACGCCAACAUGCAGGAAUAUCCUGAUUUAAAUCAUGUUCGUCAAAGCUUUGAAAAAGCAAUCCAAGAAAAACUUAGUUAUGAAGAGAUCGAUGGAGAAGAGAGGGAGGAGAGGCCUGCCAUCCAACUGAGCCUUGAGCAAGGAACUUCUGGAGGCCUGACUUGGUCUGGGGGAGAAUCCUCAUCUUAUGACGGCAGUGACCUUGGGGCUUCGAUGUCAUGUCUGGCAGAGGCCAGUGCUACAACCAGAGUGGUGGAAGAAGCAGGUACAGCCUCCCCUGAAAAUAGACUCUCAGAUCACCUCAGUGAAAGAGAAGAGAUAAAUGCAAAGAGGAACGAUACACCCAGCAACCAGAACGAUGCACUGGAAAGUCAACAAGCAAAUGAACAAUGUGACCAAGAAUCUGAAUCAUCAGAGUUCUGUGAAGCAGCACCUAUCCAAUCAAAUAAUGCAGAUGCUGGGGAGGAGACACCCAACCCAUUGCCUUCUAACAAAGAAAGAGCAAAGCCAUUCAACCAUGGACUACAAAUCAAUUCCUGUUCUGUCCGUCUAGUGGAUAUAAAGAAAGAAAAGCCAUUUUUUAACUCAGAAGUUCAACUGCAAGCCCAAGCAAGGACUGACUAUAACCAGGUGUCUGACAUAAUAGUGAUCAGCAGUGAGGACUCUGCAGAAUCCAGUGAUGGAGAUGAGUUCUCAGAACCCUCCACGUCAACACCAGGAAGGAUAACUGAUCCGUCAGCCACUGGAAGCAUGUCUAUUUUCAGAAUGAACAGUAGGAAGAGACGGAUGAGAAGUGGUGACUCUACAGACUCGAGUAAUGAAGGAGAACCUCAGGCAACAUCUAGUUCAGCCCUAAGAAAUGGGUCAGAUUCCAUGGAUAUUGGAAGCAAUUCUACUUUGGGAAAACACAGUGGGAAAAGAAGGAGAGAAACAGUCUGCACUGAGUCUUUGAAAACAGGCAGAAAAAGAGGUCCAAGAGCUCUCAGAGAUACAAAUGUGGAUUUUCAAAGUGAGGAGCUUCCUGUGACUUGUGGUAAUGCGAUGGGGACUUUAUACAAGGAGAAAAUGAAAAAAGGCUCCUCAGAAAAGUGUAUAAAGGAUGAGAAUGGAAUGUGGAUCACCCUCAGGCAGUUGGAAAAACAAGGAGGCCGUGAAGCCUCCAGGAACUGGAAGAAGAGUGUGCGCUGUUAUGGACAGACCCUGGAAAAAUUGAUUCAGGAAGGACGCCUACCAAACCCACCAAGAAAAAGGAAAAAGUCCAGGAUGUCUGGAAGCAACUGUAAAAGCAGCAGUGAUGUAGCUGGUAUGGCUAAGAAACUCCAGGAAUUGGAGGCCCAGAGGAAGGACAAAGAGAGACAAAAGGAAGUAACUGCAGAACUGAAGAGAUGCACGAGGCAGGAAAUGGCAAGAGGAUUUUCUUUAUCUGAAGAGGCACCCUUAGUUUCUGAGGCACAGGACUCGGGCGUAGAACGGUACAAGAAGGUUGUAGCAGCCGUUCAGAAUGCAGUCCGAUGCUACCGUGUCAUCCAUGAUGAGAAAAAAACAGCCACUACCCAGACAUCACUGCAUCAUUUUUUAAAGAGAGUAGACAGAAUUGAAUCCAGCAAAGAACCAGAACCUGUGUCAUCAACGUCAGGCGUGAGUGAAAUUGCAGCUUGCCCACCCUCUCCUGUUGCCGAUCCUUCAGCUCUCCCGUCUUCCACCUCCAGUCCCUCCUCCGGUCAGUAACCCUUCUUGCCUGUUCAGUUUCUGCUAGCUGUUGUACUGUACUCCUGCACAUCUCAAGGUACUCUAACUGUACAUUAAAAGUGUUUUCUUUACUUUUUAUGUUUGUUUGCCUUUUCUGUAUUAUUUGUGUGAAAAGUGUUACAAGUUUAUUACAGCACAGUACCAUAGAGUUGAUUGUGUUAGCUGGGUACCUAGGCUAACUUUGUUGGACUAACCAACAACUUGGACUUUCAACAUACUCUCGGAGUGGAGCUCAUUCGGAGGUAGGUGAGUUUCUGUACU
This is a messenger RNA of Odocoileus virginianus texanus, 2459 nucleotides long. NCBI's taxonomy places the organism in Eukaryota, Metazoa, Chordata, Mammalia, Artiodactyla, Cervidae. The record is from RefSeq and is a predicted model, not a curated record.